This is a messenger RNA of Juglans microcarpa x Juglans regia, 581 nucleotides long. RefSeq lists its product as uncharacterized. NCBI's taxonomy places the organism in Eukaryota, Viridiplantae, Streptophyta, Magnoliopsida, Fagales, Juglandaceae. Bases 111 to 485 code for a protein of 124 amino acids. The record is from RefSeq and is a predicted model, not a curated record. The transcript has 4 exons.
UCAUAAAUAAGUCACGCUAUUGCUCAACGAACAAACGCCAAAUUAUUACCUGUUCUUCCUCAAAGGUUCCUCGCUUUGUAAUAACCAAUGCUAGGGCUAGCAAAGAGAUCAUGCUGCUAUCUACAGCAGAGCAACCAGCUUAUACAACGACCCCUUUUCAUAGUACAGCUGAUCACCAAAGUUUUGAUCCCAGCUGUGAUCUUUUGGUUGUCGUGGAAAACAUUAUUGAGCAUGCAGCCCAUAUGGUUGACACUGCUUUGCUGGAAUAUCUUGAAAAGCUGGAGGAAAAGCUGUCCAAAGCUAACGUCUUCAGUCCCCUUUUGUGUACAAUCAAGCAACUUUUCACAAAUAUGGAUAAGGUGGUCGUUUUAUCAGAAACAGUACCCAAGGAAAUCGUGAAAGCUUUCAGGGAGCUUAUUUUCGAUGACGAUAAUCUGCGGCCUAGUCUUACCGAAGCUUCUACGAGCAAACUGGUUAGCUUUUAAAGGAUAUUGAUUUUAUGUUUUUAAUUACUUAAAGAAGUACAUAAUUCAAUCAAUUGAUUAAGAUCAAUUUUAGCCAAUUCAAUCCUUUGUUUGGUU